Molecule: messenger RNA, 2652 nt
Organism: Cannabis sativa
Lineage: Eukaryota; Viridiplantae; Streptophyta; Magnoliopsida; Rosales; Cannabaceae
Exons: 6
Coding region: 251-1426 (391 amino acids)
Molecular function (GO): protein binding
Source: RefSeq, a predicted model, not a curated record
GGGUGAUGGGAGUGCUCACAUGUGAAGAGUGAGAAAAUAUUUGCAAUACCAAGAAAAUAAUAAUAAUAAAAAAAGUAAAAAGAAAUAAUCAAAUGAUAGCUGCUAUUCUAGUGACCUUUCCAAAGUGUCUUUCCUAGUCAAUUUCUUUCACAACUCUUUAGUCUUUAGUCUUAAGUCUUAGUCUUUAUACUUCUUUCUCAGUUUCUUCUUCCUCAGCUGCUACAGUGCCACUAUCACAGAGUAAUCGUUCAUGGCAUCUUCCCCAUCAUCCUUGAAAGCUCAAAAUUCUAACAAAAGUACACACAGUGAAGCUUCUACAUCACCACCUCCUAUUUCUUCACAAGAUCAUUUUCAAGAUGAUGACUCUGGUUUUCAAACAGCUCCUUCUUCUCCCACGCCAGAACCAGCUGUGCCUCCUCCCAAUUCCUCUACUUUUCCGGUAGAUGUUUCACCCCAAAGCGGAACUUCAACUCAAAUCUCUCCUCCUCCUCCGACCCAGACUAUCAAACCCUCUUCCUCUCUUCCUGCCCUACUACAUGAGAGAGAUGCUCUCCCAAGCCACCAUUUGCUCAAAAUUAAGUCCUUUUCAACACUUUUGAAAUCUCCCAUAGAAAAAUUCAGUAAUGAUUUUAAAGCUGGGGGCUACGAAUGGAACUUUACUAUAUACCCAAAUGGGGACAAGAACAAAGAUGGAGAAAACUAUAUAUCUGUCUACUUGGAAAUAGUGGAAACAAGUAAUCUUCCUGCUGGUUGGGAAGUCAAUGCUAUCUUUAAUUUCUUUAUAUUUGAUCAUAUUCGCGAUAAAUAUGUUGGUCUCCAAGAUACGACAGUAAAGCGAUUCCAUUUUAUGAAGACACAAUGGGGUGUCGUCAAGUUUAUUGAUCUUGAAACAUUUAACAAUCCAUGCAAUGGUUACCUUGUUAAUGACACAUGUGGUUUUGGUGUUGAGGUUUUUGUGGUUAAAACUACAUCGAAAGCGCAGUGUUUUAGUUUGAUAAACAAGCCUGUGACUUAUCAGGUCGGUUGGGUUUUUAGUAAUGUGAUAAAAACAACAGUCGAACGUUAUAUAACUGAGUACUCUGUUUUUGGAGAUUACAAAUGGAGGCUGCUGUUUUUUCCUAAAGGAUACCAAGUAGAAGGCAAUAAGAUCAACAAUAUCAUAUCAAUAUUUCUUGAUGUAGAUAAUUCAACUCUUUCUGCUGGCUCUAAGCUACUUGUGCAUUUCACUAUUCGAUUGGAAGACAAAAAGAAAAAUAGCAACCAUUUUGAACGAAGCGAUACCACUGCACUUGGUUCCGGUGCUCGGGGAUUUCGUAAUUUUAUGUCAGAAACUAAGUUCAAAGACCCAGAAAAUGGAUUUGUGGUGGAUGACAAAUGCCAUAUAAGUGUAGAAUUUGAAGUACUUGGUGUAGUAACACUAGAAUAAUCAAUGUAGCUUGUCGGUUUUACAUUUUUCUUUUGGAUGUAACGUUAUGCAUAACUUUUCAAUAUAAUUACCCGUUUGUUGUUUGGAUUCAAAUGUAAAAUAGAAUAUAUAUUUGUUAGAGUCACACAUGGAAAGAUAAUAGUAUGAUCUAUUCACUAUUUCUCUUAUUAUUAAUUAGUUUGAAAUGGAAUUCUAUAAGUCAAAAACAAACUCUAACCAUAUAGUCACCUUCAACCUAAAUUCUAACUUGCUACAACAUUGUUAAUAUGUGAAAAUAUAAUAACUUAUAAAAAGUUUAAAGUAAUUUACGGCAUAAAUACCUAAGUUUGUCUUGCAGUUGCAGAUUAAUACCUAAGUAAAAAUUUUGGCGAUAAAAAUAAGUUCUGGAACUUCUGUAGGUACCUCAACCUUAAGUGACAGAUCAUUACACACGUGGCAGUAUCUUAUUGAUCCACAUCAUUAAUUUUUAUUAUUUUUUAAAAUUUCAUAUAAAAUUAUAUAAAAAGAAAUUAAAGAUUAAAAAAAAUACUAAAAACUUAAAAUUAAUAAAAACAUAAUUUUUUAAACAGAUAAAAAAACAUUAAUUAAUAAAAUAAAAGAUUAAAAACUAAAUCAAAAUUUGAAAAGUAAAUGAACUAAACCUAAAUGACCAAACCCUAUCGUUAUCCCAGAUUCACUAACCCAUCCCUCUUUUUCUUCCUUCUUCUUCUUUUCUUCUUCUACAGCUCAGAUCAAUCCAGAACAAAUAAACUAAACCAUUUCAUCCUUUUCAUUUUGCGAAGGUUCUGUCGGGCACGAGAUUUUUUGAGUUGUGUCAGAUGGAUUUCUGUUUGCUCUUCAGCGUUGGUAGCGAGAUCUGGUGUUGGUAUCGCUAACAUCGGCAGCAACACCAACAAUGGCAGCGGAGGGAGAAUGGCUGACCGAGAUCACCGAUAGUACCGAGAACAAUAACAUACCGAUUCGGAGGAGAAAUCACAGCGGAGGAGUUGGCCUUUGGCGAUGGAGGAGGUUGAGGAGAAAUUACGGCAGAGGACUUCGACAUGGCCUCAUUUUCUGGCUGUGGAGAUAGAGAGAGAAAAUGGGUUUGAAUUUUUUUUUUAAUUAUUUAUCAAAGAAAAAGGGUUAAUGUAUUUAGAUUUGGGGUAUAUUUAGAUCUAUCAUUUUUUUAGAGGAACUUUGUUUGUUGCAUACAGAUAUAGAUCUAAAUUACAUUGAUUCAUCUUCAA